CUCACCAACUUCAUUCCAUUCUUUACCUUCUCUCAAAAUUUUAAGAAUUUGAAAAAAAGAGGAAAAAGAGAGAAUUGGGGGAAAUUUAUUUAUCUAUCUUCGUUUGUAUCGUAUACCUUUUCUUCUUAUUGUUGUUGGUGCUUUAAUCGUUUAGAGUGAUCUGGAAAACGUCACGUCCUUUGUUCAGAGUAGAGAUUCUUGACGUGCAUCGUGGAGAGAGCAAUCAAAGAAGGCGUCAGACUCAUUUACUCACAAUAUAUAUCAUUAAUCUCGCUCGUGUGUAGUCUCUGAUUUUGUAGCUUAAAACUAGCCUUACUUCCAAAAAUUAAGCCACUCCCAACAACAACGCACGCGACGCACACGCGCAGUUGGAAUUUUGCUGAGUUGAAAGAAUGGGAAACUGUCAGGCGGCGGAAGCAGCGACGGUGGUGAUUCAGCACCCUGGGAAUCAAAAGAUCGAGAGGAUUUAUUGGUCCGUAAGUGCACACGAGAUCAUGAACUCUAACCCAGGCCAUUACGUUGCUCUCCUUCUCACCUCCUCUACUACGAAAACCGAAAAUGGAACCCCAAUCAAGCAGCUCAAGCUCCUCCGCCCCGAUGACACGCUUCUCAUCGGCCACGUCUAUCGCCUCAUCACAUUCGAAGAUGUACUGAAGGAGUUUGCUGCAAAGAAAUGUGUGAAAUUAGGGAAGUUGCUGAAAGAGGGAGGAGCGCUUUCGGUUGGGAUGAAGAUAAAGGGCUCAGACAAUUCUGCUUCAAAUCCUAAUGCUAAUUCGAAAUCCCAAAAUUACAUGAAGCCGGAGCAGGACGGUGGACGUAGCGACGCCGGAAGCAGCGGCGGAGGAAGAGGCGGAGGAGGACAGAGAGGCAUGGGAAGGCAUUAUGGUGGUGGAAGUCAAUGGAGGCCAGCUUUACAGAGUAUUGCAGAAAUUGGAAUUAAUUGAAAAAGAAAAAAGGAAAAGGAAAAGGGAAAAGGCAAUAUGAACAAAAAACAAACGCUGGCAUGAAUAUGAUCUUCAGAUGCAAAUUGACCCUUUCGCUUUCAUGGUCUUCAAUGAAUAAUUACCAGAACAAGUUAACGUCAAAAACCCAAUCUCUAUCUUUAUAUACCUUUGAUAUUUUUCCCUCUAUUAUUUAGAUACGCGUUUCUGUGUAUUUGCAGUAGUGUUUAGUUCUUUCCAUCUAAACUUUGCACCUUUUUUCAUUUGGAAAUUAGUGUAAGGAACUUCAUUAGUUUAGAUGCUUUAGUUUUCAUGACUUUUCUUAAAUGUAAAUUAUCAGCAAUUACCCAUAAUAAUUUUCUGUUAAUUAACUUCCUUUCAUUUCAUUUUAAAUUAAUUGGAUCA
Molecule: messenger RNA, 1346 nt
Organism: Benincasa hispida (wax gourd)
Lineage: Eukaryota; Viridiplantae; Streptophyta; Magnoliopsida; Cucurbitales; Cucurbitaceae
Product: DUF4228 domain protein
Source: RefSeq, a predicted model, not a curated record